AUGUCCAAGCAAUCAUCCCGAGACGUCCUCGACGACGACCUCCCCCCUCCGUAUACCGAGGCGGGGCCAUCAACAGCAGCACCUCAGCCAUCUCAACAAUCAAUCACAUCCAUCUUUUCCUCGCAUCUUAACAGUCUCCCACUACGCAUCCUCUCAAACCAAGCAGCCCGUACCUCCGCGCGCGACCAGCGAGACAGCGAGAUUCUGACACUCUUGGUCCCCCAUGUCGAAGACCUGCUAUCAUCCAUUGCGGCCAUGGAUCCGCCUCCCCGAAUCGUGGAGAUGACCAUGGUCCCAGAAGAGGCCGUGAACCACGAAUGGGUGUUUAGCGAUGAGGAUCGAUCCCGCACCGUAGUUCGCGUGCAGGAAGACCGCAAACUCCAAGGAGAUGAGAAGAGGCCACCCAAACCAGAACAGAAGCCCCUUGGGGAGAGGGCAUUUGAUGAAUGGGGUCGAUGGGAGGAUGAGACAGAAGAUACGACUCCCCGCAACAUCCUCUGGUGGGACGACCGCGACAUGGCCUCCCGCUUGGCAAAGUACAUAUCACCGGAGCGUGUUGAUCGCCAGGUAGUAAAGGCAAAUGUGCAGCAAAUAAAGCAGGACAAAAAGGCGUCAAGAUGGGGCCUGUUCAAAAAGGCCGAACCACAACAACCGCCACCAGCGCCAGUAAGGCCGGUUGAAGAUGAAGAUCCAGUCACAAUGACGGUCAAGGCUGAAGAAGUUACAUUUAGACGAGAGAAUGAGAUGGGAAUAUGGGAAGGCAAGACGGGAUGGGGGUUAGUUGUGCGCGUCAAGAUACGAGGUUGA
Fusarium keratoplasticum is the source of this 807-nucleotide messenger RNA. RefSeq names its product Epimerase domain-containing protein. Bases 1 to 807 code for a protein of 268 amino acids. NCBI's taxonomy places the organism in Eukaryota, Fungi, Ascomycota, Sordariomycetes, Hypocreales, Nectriaceae. The record is from RefSeq and is a predicted model, not a curated record. The transcript has a single exon.